AUGGAGGAACUCGUGGAGACACUGGAGCGACAGGGACAGAAGCCGACGCAGCUUGCCGAUCGCAUGACGACGCACUUGCCGUCUCGGAUCACGAACGUGACGCUGCACGAGUAUCAACUUGACGGACUGCAGUGGCUGUUGCGGAAGCACGAGCAGGGGCUGAGCUCCAUCUUGGGCGACGAAAUGGGACUAGGGAAGACAUUGCAAGUGAUUGCGUUCGUUGCAGCGCUUAUGGGGAGUGAUGUUGAUGGCCAGAGACGAGGAGGAAAAGGUGGACGGUACCUGGUGAUUGCACCGCUGAGCGUGUUGCCCACUUGGAUGGAGCAGUUCGAGCAGUACGCACCGAGUAUUCCGACCGUCAUGUUCAGUGGCUCACAGAAAGAGCGGGACGCGACGCAGAAAGUGGUUGCUGCUAGUCCAGUGGACGACCCGCUGGUGGUUGUGACGUCGUACGAGAUGCUGCUGCAUGAACACGAGUUCUUGCGCAAGAUUGUGUGGCGUGUGAUGAUCAUGGACGAAGGCCAUCGUCUGAAGAAUGCAAAAGGACAGCUGCACCGCAUUGUCGUGACGAGGCUGCGAUCGAAGCACACGGUGAUACUGACGGGGACACCGAUUCAGAACAACCUUGACGAACUCUUUGCGCUGCUAUCGAUACUGAACCCAAGCAUUUUCCAGGACCGAGAGUUGUUUACGUGCACCUUUCGCGACCACUUCUCCGUAAAUGCACAGCGGCUAGACGGUGAUCGAUAUGCUAAGGCCGGUCGGGCUAGCAAGGCAGAAGUGCUGAUGCAGCGGCUGUUGGCUCCGUUGCUACUAGUGCGCACGGUCAAGGAUGUACAGGGUGCGUUUGUAUUACCGCCGCUGUCUGAAAUAGUUGUUCACACGCCAAUGUCGGCGAUGCAGCGCGCGUACUACAAGGAAGUGAUUGUCAGGAACAGCGGGGCUCUAAAUGGUGAAGCGAAGGUUCUCGGAAACAGGAUCCCGUUGCUGAACAUCUUGCCUCAGUUGAGGAAAGUAUGCAAUCACCCGUAUCUGUUCCCUGGAGCAGAACCUGAGCCAUUUCAGGAGGGGAGUCAUUUGUACGAAAACAGCGGCAAGCUCUUCGUGCUUCAUCAAAUCUUGCCGCGAUUGAAGCAAGAUGGCCAUCGAGUGCUACUCUUUAGCCAGUCUCCACCGUUUUUGGACAUCAUUCAAGACUACCUUACGCUCGAAAGCUUUGCGUACGAACGAAUCGACGGGUCUGUGCGCGGCAAGGAGCGCUGGCACUGCAUUGAGCGCUUUCAGAAAGACCCGGAAACGUUUGUGUUUCUCAUCUCGACACGAGCUGGCGGCCUGGGGUUGAAUCUACAAACUGCGGAUACGGUCAUUUUCGUGGACUCGGACUACAACCCACAAACUGACCUUCAGGCAGUCGCACGUGCCUACCGGCUGGGCCAGACGAAACCCAUUCACGUGAUAAAGUUUUUGUGUGCAAACACAGUCGAAGAAAGCAUAUACCGACGUGCUUUGAAGAAAAUGUGCAUGGUCGAUCGCAUCCGUAACCUUGCUCGCCGAACAAGCGAUGAGCAAGACACUGACGAGGAGGGUGACACGAGUUUACUGAAUAUGAUUCAGUUUGGACUGCACCGACUUAUGGAAGUGACUGGCAAUGAGGAAGGUAGUGCACCCAUGAACCGUCUUGACGAGGGCUACAUUCAGCAUAUUUUGUCCAGGAAGAAUGCAUGUCCGGUCGAAGACAUUGCGGUGGCCAAUGACAACAUAGUAAAGUGUGACAAGUUGCUUGAGUCGGGUGGAGACUUUCAGGAAGGAAACAUGUACUACUUCGAGGGAGAGGACUACACAAAGGUCAUGAGCUGCAAGACGUAUGAUGCAGAGUUGCUGCAGAAAUGGUGCACCGAAACAGCGCGUUGCACGAAACGGCAAACGAAGACGGCCCAGAAAAAGAGAUAUGAGCAAGGCGAGAUGCACGAAGAUGGGGACGAUGACGAACAGUUUGUUGACGACGGAGCAGAGCGAGCUCGAAAGCAACAAGAACGGCGUCAACAAUUGAUGGAAAGAAAACUUGCGCAGUGGAAGGCCAACAAGUAUGCGUCAGCUGCUAUCAGCAUCGACACGGUUCGACAUCCACCGCUUGCCUAUGAUGGGUCCAGCGUCACUCGGCUGUAUUACAAGUCCGGAGACGCUAGCGAACCGUCUCGGAGCUCACUUCGUGGGAGGUCGUAUGUUAUUGUUCAUUGCGUGGAUACUAGCGGAGUAUGGUGUUCGCGUGGUUUCUUUCGCGCUCUGUCACUACUUUCACCGGCAAUUCAGAAGCAGUAUGAAGCGGCGGGGCGCAACAACGAUCUGAAGCUUGGCAGUGCUCACUUGAUUCCUCUGCCAUCACAAGAUGCGACCGGUAGUCCAGCGUGCAUCGACCGGCAUGUGUGCUUACUCGUUGUGCAAGCUUGUGUCGGCAAGAAGAAACAACGUGUGGGAAAAGGGCCUCGUAGCGUGCAGCAUGCUCGCCGCGGCAGAUCUUCGGACUUCCGCCUGCACGCGCUCGAUACGGCAUUGCGGGCGCUGGCACAUCGUUGCCUUGAGCUGGGGGCUACAGUCCAUCUCCCCCGUAUUGGCUACGGCACUCCAAAUUUCAACUGGUAUACGGUUGAGCGUCUACUGGCCCGCAAUUUUCGAGACGUGGGCGUCGAAGCCACCAUUUACUAUCAUUCUGCGAGACGGGAGACGCGAAAUUAA
Molecule: messenger RNA, 2733 nt
Organism: Hyaloperonospora brassicae
Lineage: Eukaryota; Oomycota; Peronosporomycetes; Peronosporales; Peronosporaceae
Source: the annotation of a GenBank genome assembly